AUGGAAACAGUGUUAGACCCUUCCAGAGAUGACCUUCCUCUCACUGCCAAUACUAACCACAUACUAGUAAAGCACUAUGAAUUGGAUUUGGAUGUGGAUUUUGAGAACCAUGUUAUAGAAGGUGCCAUCAUCAUCUUCCUUGAGCCUGGAAGUGGAUACAGGGACCCAAGUGGUGCUGAUGAAGGAUCCGGCCAGUCAGAGUCCAGUGAAUCUUGCGAAGUUGAAACAUCUGUGCCGUGCCAUAUUCCUGUGACAAAUCCAGGUGCUUUCUCAUUCAAAAUGAGAUCUAAUGAUAUUGCUGACAGUGAUAAAAGUGAAAAAGACACUUCUGAUAAAAAUGGUAAUCAUGGCAGCAUGGAACAGACUUAUGGGAUUUUUAGUUCAGAGAACUAUUGCAAUCCAGAGAAUCAUGGAAUUGAGGAUUUUUUACUUAUACUAGACUGCUGUGAUUUAUCUGUGUUAAAAGUCGAGGAGGUAGAUGCUACUGCUGUGCCGGGUAUUGAAAGAUUUACAAGGUCUGCCAAGUUCACUAAUGUUUCCAGGGAGCUCAGAAAUCAGAUUGUACAUGAACUUGUGACUCUACCUGCAUAUUGUUGGAAAGAACAGUUAUAUUAUUAUGCUCGCUGCAGCCAGGCUCCUGGCUGUGGAGAACUCCUGUUCACCUCUAGCACCUGGAGCUUACAAAUCAGGAAAAUGGGGGUUAAGACAGCCACUGACUUUCCUCACAUCAUAAGAAUAUGGUACAAAACAAAGCCUGAGGGGAGAUCAAUUACAUGGACCACAGACCAGAGUGGCAGGCCAUGUGUUUAUACUAUGGGAUCCCCAAUAAACAACAGGGCCCUUUUUCCAUGCCAGGAGCCACCAGUUGCCAUGUCAACAUGGCAGGCUACAGUCCGAGCAGCUGCAUCUUUUGUUGUUUUAAUGAGUGGGGAAAAUUCUGCCAAGCCAACACAGCUUCAGGAAGGACGCUUGAGUUGGACUUACUAUGUAACAAUGCCAAUGCCAGCAUCUACCUUCACAAUUGCAGUUGGGUCCUGGAAAGAAGUAAAGCCAGAAUCCUGUUCAUUGAAUGAACUGUCAACUGUGACAUCUUUUCCACCGUCCAAGGCAGACUACAGGUUGGUGCUUGAGUGUGCCAAAUGGAUAUGUGGUCACGUGGAAUACCCCUGCCGCUUUCAGAAUCCUAGUACUGCCUCUCAAGCAGUUAUUCCUUAUCGAGUAUUUGCCCCAGAGUGUCUUCAACACUGCUGUGAAGAGAAUCUGCUUCAGCUGAUUCCUCAAUGCCUCUCAUCUGCACAUUCAACCUUGGGAACUCAUCCUUUCACCAGGCUUGAUGUGCUAAUUGUUCCUGCCAAUUUUGCAAGUCUGGGGAUGGCCAGCCCACACAUCAUCUUCCUGUCUCAGAGUGUCUUACCUGGAGGGACCAAUCUCUGUGGAACACGCCUUUGCCAUGAAAUUGCUCAUGCUUGGUUUGGUUUAGCCAUUGGGGCUCGAGAUUGGACUGAAGAAUGGUUAAGUGAAGGGUUUGCCACACAUUUGGAAGAUGUAUUUUGGAUUGAAGCCCAAAAGCUGUCACGUGAUGAGGCUAAAGAGCAGCUAGAGUUGAAGGCUUUGCUCCGCUGGCGGAGACUUCGAGAUGAAGUACAAAACUCCACAGAAGAGAUGCAAGUGUUAAGACCUAAUAAAGAUGAAACGGGACAAGUGAGUGAGUCUGGCGCUUCGGUGGUCAAAUAUGGACUUAAGCCAGAAAAGAUCUUCAUGCAAGUUCAUUAUCUGAAGGGCUAUUUUCUUCUGCGGUUUCUAGCCAGUAGGCUUGGAGAAGAAACUUAUUUAUCAUUUUUAAGAAAAUUCGUUCACAAAUUUCAUGGACAACUAAUUCUUUCUCAGGAUUUUCUUCAUAUGCUGCUGGAAGAUAUCUCAGAAGAAGAACGGCUUGGGCUAUCUGUGGAAGAUAUCUUUCAGAACUGGCUUGAUACUUCUGGAAUACCAAAGCCAUUGCAAGGAGAAACUCAGACUUGGGCGGAGAGUCGGCUCGUUCAGCAAGUAAAUGAUGAGGUCACAAAAUGGAUCCGGGCAAAUCUGAGAGCCAGGAAAAGAAGAAGAAGGGAGAAUGAAGAAGUUUUUGAAAAGCUUCUUCCAGACCAGCUGGUCUUACUUCUGGAGUCUCUGCUUGAGGAGAAGACAUUAUGUCCCAGAAUUCUGCAGAGCCUAGAGAAAAAGUACCACCUCCGGGAGCAGGAUGCAGAGGUUCGACAUCGUUGGUGUGAACUUGUCAUUAAACACAAAUACACCAAAGCAUAUGAAGACGUUGAGAGAUUUCUUCAGGAGGAUCAGGCUAUGGGUGUAUAUCUCUAUGGAGAGUUGAUGGUGAGUGAGAAUGCAAAACAACAACAGCUUGCUCACAAGUGCUUUGAGAUGACCAAGGAACACAUGGAUAUAUCUUCAGCCAAGGUGGUGGCAGAGAUGUUAUUUUAAAGAGUGGCUAAGUUCUGCACCUGAAGAGAAGGUGAGAUGGGAACAUCCGUGGGCGCCGCGGCGAUCAGAACCGGCCCUGCUCUAAGACACUUGCCAGGUGUGAAGUCCCUGCGCAUGCCCGAAGGACAGAAAGAGGAGCCCAGAAGCUGCCCAUGGGAGAGCGUGCUUGGCUUGGUCAGGGGCUCAGCUUAGAUCUUAGAAAGCCUCGCUUAAUGUUGGCCAGAAGCGGGCAAGAAGAAGCAUCAAGAUGGAAACUCCAGAACCCUUAGAAAGCCAUGGAGCGCGAUUGGGAGGGCUUGUUUCAACUGAACAUAUAGAAAAAGAAACUCCACACACAAGUGUACAUAUAAGCUUACACACAGGACCUCAUUGUGAGAGCCCCGGCUUACUCCACACAACAUGCCCACUCCAGAGUAUUGCGUGCCAUCUGCCAUGACAAUCCCUAUGCAGACAUUCAAGCAUCUGGUAAAACCUGCUGAAAAGUACUGGUUCCUUCAACAUAUGGGACUGAAUAGAUAUAGUUUGGAAUUUCCAGAAAGCACAUGGUUUCUAUCUAGUGGGGCCAGCCAGUAGGCAGAUGUAUUUGGUAUUCUUCCUUCAUGACCUUUCAGCCAAUCAUUCCUGAAUUGUUUGUUUUCUAUAAAAUUUUGUUCUGAAUUUUUCAUAAUAUUUUUAAUGGGUUACUCAGAUACAUAGAACGAGACUUAAGUGAACUCCAGAUAACAUAUAUACAUAAUAUAGAUAGAUAGAUAGAUAGAUAGAUAGAUAGAUAGAUAGAUAGAUAGAUAGAUAGAAUUUGUUCACUCAUUAGGUAGCUGUUUUACCAAAAAAAGUAAAAUAUCUCUUAAGAUGUUUCUUUGAAAUAUUACUGUCUAACUCUCAAAUAAAAAGGACUUAGUAGCUUAUUUAAAAUAACUAUAUGGAAAGGGAAAGAAUUUCUUCUAAAUUCAUAAGGAUUCCAAUCAGGUAGUAGCACAUUUCUGUGGGAAGAGAGAAAGGAGUGAUUUAAUGCAAAAAGAGCAGUUUCCCUCUCUUGCCUAGGGAAGGACAAGCCAACAGAACUUGCCCUGGGACUAUUGAAUAGACUUUUGGUGCUUUGAAUAUGCUGUGGGAUAUCUUGAGCCCCAGAGCAGAAAUGGAAAGCUGAACCUCAAAAAGAGGAAAUCAGAUAUUUGUUCUAAGAGUCUAGAAGUUGUUAGAGGCCCCUUACUUCCAGGUCUAUCAACCAGUCAUAUGAUGUCUUGCUUUAGUAGCAAAUUUUCCCAUACUCCUCAAAAGACGAGUUUCCUUCAAAAAUUUGCCCUAUUGAGCUUUACAAAUAACUAUAUGUGUUUUUACCUUGUGAAAAUGUCUUUAAAUAUCUUAUGCCACAAUAAUAGGGAAAGUGUAUAAAUUAGACUUUUAUACAAUUUUUUUAAUAAAGAAAAUCUACUUUUUUUAAGAUUACAACAGAAUAAACCUUUUUUUUUCCCCUGCAGUAUCGUGUGUCUAAUUGACUCUGAUGUGAAAUAAGGAAGGGGGUACAAUGGCUGUGUUUGUAUGAAGCAAAGAUAACUUAUAUUUAACAUCACAUUUUUUUGGCAGUUUUUCCACAGUGUAUUGAACCCAAAUCAGCACUUACCUCAGAUGGAAUGGUAGAAACUUAAACACCCCAGUGUUUUCUUUCCAGAAAUCAAAGCCAAAACUUUCUUUAUGUCCCAAUCAUUAAGGCAGAUUCCUGCUGGUGAUUCAGUAGGAUUGUAUACAGGGAUUUUUUUAAAUCUCCUUUCUCUUUAAUGCCAUGCCUCACCAAAGUCCCCAAACUUGCUUUUAAUUACCUGGGUUAUGGCCAGUCAGCAACUUGAAAGUUCAGUCUUUUAGACUCAGUAAGGAUUAGAAGAUAGUUCCCUGCCCUGCUGAGCCAGCUCCUGCACUGGUUACCAGAGUAGUUGUACCAUCAAAUGGACUUACAGACUGCUAUUCAUUAGAGUUUUAUGCCCCAUUUCACAUGUUUUCCCAGAGGUUAUGGGGAGUACAGCUUUGCUACUUUUUCUUUGUAUAAAUAGAAAAAACAGAAAAGCUUCCAGUUCUAAAUACUAGGAAGGGAUUCACGGAGAUUCCCUAGAUUCUAUGGCCACCUUGUUAUACUAAGGAUUUUCUUGGAGGCAAAAAAGAAGACAAGACUUUUAAAAAAAACAACUUUCAAAUUGUAUCUAGUAGGGUGGGACCAUUUCCUUGCCCUUUGGGCUAGGAAUUUUUUAUUUUACUUAACAACUUGUUUUUAAACUUUUAUUGCCAAUAAAAGUUAUAUCUUUCAUUGUUUAAAAAAAAGUAUUCAGCAAUAAUUACAAUAGAGAGGCCAACACCCAAAGAAUAACCUUAAAAAUUAUGGAAAAUAGCUUGGCUCAAAAAUGAGCAAAGGUUCAUUCUUGUGUCCUUCAUAAGUCUAUAGCUUAGCUCUAAACCAUCUUGAUAAAUAUGAGUUUCUCAUAGCAAGCAUUAAUGUCAUCAGAAUCAUGCCAGGUCCAAUGAUUGUAGAGUUAGAAAAGAACUUAGGUUAUCAUCUAGUCCAGUAGUUCUUAAUUGUUUUGUGUAUCAAUCUAGAAUAGCUUUCCCUUUUUUUCCCCCUUUUUACCACAUUUGUAUUAUAUUGUGGAACAGAAUUUGUUUCUUUUACAUCAAAUAUCUUCAGCAGAAGAGGGGAUAUUGCACACAAAUAUAAAACCACUACAUAUUACUGUCAUAAAAAAACCAAUGUUCUACACUGGAUAUGACUGGAUAGAACAGAAGUGAUAAGAGCCUGACAUAAAUACUAUUCAUAACAAGAGAGGGGUAUGUAAGCUGCUUCCUGGCACAACUCAGCAACUUUCUUCCCUCAAGUAGCAAAGGCAGCAGCAUGCAAAUAGACACCUUGCCAGAACCUUCCAGGAAAUAACCUGGAAUCUCUUUUGAAGAGAUUGAUAACUUUUAAGGAAACAUAGUAUUGGCAUCUUCCACUUAGAAAUAAACCAUCAAAUGAAAAACCAUUGGUAACUUUCUUUGGAAUGAAUAGUUUAUGGUUGGAAAUUAAAGACUGGUUGAUUGGGCUAGCAGGGAUUCUUUAUUAAUGGUAUCAUUUUAUUUUUAAAGAUAUUUUAUUUUCCCAAUUACAUGUAACAACAAUUUUCCACAUAUGUUUUCUGAA
Molecule: messenger RNA, 5638 nt
Organism: Gracilinanus agilis (Agile Gracile Mouse Opossum)
Lineage: Eukaryota; Metazoa; Chordata; Mammalia; Didelphimorphia; Didelphidae
Gene: AOPEP
Product: aminopeptidase O (putative)
Exons: 17
Coding region: 1-2475 (824 amino acids)
Cellular component (GO): nucleolus
Molecular function (GO): metalloaminopeptidase activity; zinc ion binding
Source: RefSeq, a predicted model, not a curated record